AUGCCGACGCCUUCCCCCGCCCCUCCUCUGCCAACACACACCACAAUGCAACCCAACGCCCCAAAGCCACAUCACAACCGCUUACUCCGUACGGUCUACGAACCCUACCUAUCGAAAUUCAGCUACGCCAUCCAUGUAUACCUCAGCGCCGUCGUCGUCAUGCUCUGCACAGACUCAGUCCUUCCCUACCAACCCAUAAUAUUCUUCCUCUACGCCAUCUUAAUCGGCGCAGGCAUCUACAAAACCAAAGACGCCUUAAGCCGUGUACAAAUCCGUACCUCAAUCCGCGCCGUACACUUUACCCUAUGCUUCUACACGCUAUCAACACUGCAGCAAUACACCACACAUGGCAUCACAGGCACUUUCCUGCCUGGCGGGAAAUUACCCAACGCGGCCAGCGGACCCACGGGAUACUGGACAUACACGCCCUACUUACUACUCGACAAGGAUCAGAUCCCAAAGAUGUCGCGUCUCAGGUAUCGAUUUAGCCUAGCCCACUCGGCUCACACCUUCCAAGUCGUCGUCUUCCACACCGUCACCGGCUUGCUCAACCAUGCCGUACGUCGCCUCGUCAAUCCCGCCGCUGUGUAUCCUGAUAGCAGCGCGAAACUUUGCUGGCCGGCCCAAUGUGUAGAUGUAAAUUGGUUUGAUGAUCUUAUGCUGGUGGCUCCGGGCAUGAAUACGUAUCUUUUCGAUGAGUAG
Pyrenophora tritici-repentis Pt-1C-BFP is the source of this 702-nucleotide messenger RNA. NCBI's taxonomy places the organism in Eukaryota, Fungi, Ascomycota, Dothideomycetes, Pleosporales, Pleosporaceae. The record is from RefSeq and is a predicted model, not a curated record.